Molecule: messenger RNA, 2031 nt
Organism: Pseudomassariella vexata
Lineage: Eukaryota; Fungi; Ascomycota; Sordariomycetes; Amphisphaeriales; Pseudomassariaceae
Product: cytochrome P450 ClCP1
Exons: 5
Coding region: 213-1703 (496 amino acids)
Molecular function (GO): iron ion binding; monooxygenase activity; heme binding
Source: RefSeq, a predicted model, not a curated record
CUGCCAUCCCGAUUUCGUCUCAUGUGCCAAAAUUUUUAGUGCAGCAACGUUUAAAUCAUCCCUUGCUUUGGGUCGGCUGUAUACUGUUUUUUUAUCAGUGCUCAUCCAUUCACUGCCUUUUUGGUUUAUUCUGCAAUCGUCCUCUACUUAGACAUAGCAAAUCCACGGGCGACAUUCCGGAUUCCCUCUCCUACCGCUUUCCAACCGCCAUCAUGGCUUUGCUUUCAUUAAGCAUGGGCAAUGUGGUAGCUUUAAUACUUGGUUCAGUAAUAUGCUACACUCUUGGGACAUGCAUAUACAACGUAUGGCUGCACCCCCUACGCAACUUUCCAGGUCCGCUCAUGAUGCGCGCGACAAGGUGGCCGUAUCAUUACAAGCUCAUCAAAGGAACUCUGCCCUUGGAAGUACUGGAUCUCCACAAUCGGUAUGGCGAGGUCGUCCGCAUCGCUCCUAAUGAAUUGGCUUUUGCAAAUGCAUCGGCAUGGAAUGACAUUCAAGGCCAUCGGACGAAAGGCGGACAAGCCGAAAUGGAGAAGGACAUGAAAUUCUACCGGGCCGUCGACGAUAUGGAGAGCGAUAUUGUCAACGCAGAUCGAGCGGAGCAUAGUUUGCUCCGCCGCUCACUCGCUCACGGCUUUAGUGACAAGUCUCUUCGAGACCAGGAGCCGCUCAUCACCAGUUACAUCGACUUGCUGCUGCAGCGUCUGCGAGAGAACUGUGACGCCGGCAAGAAGGCCCUCAACAUGGCAGCGUGGUACAACUUCGCUACAUUCGACAUAAUUGGCGACCUUGCCUUCGGGGAAUCCUUUGGAUGCCUCGAGAAUUCGGCUUACCACCCGUGGGUUGGGAUCAUCUUCAAGAUGGCUCGCGCAGGAACCAUCCUCCAAGUGUUAAACCACUUCCCCCGAACCAAGCGUUAUCUUCUCAAACUGGUACCCAAGUCAAUGGCCGAGCAACAGGAGAAGCACGACGCUUUGACGAGAGCUAAAUUGGAGCGCCGCAUGGCGUCAGGAGAACGACCCGAUUUUGUUGAAACCAUGUUGAAGAAGAAGGAAACAUUGGGUCUUACCAUCGCAAAGUUGCAAGCUAAUAGCAGCAUCUUGAUCAUUGGCGGUUCGGAAACGACGGCGACCCUUCUUUCGGGUGUGACAUACUUCCUCGCGAUGAACCAGGACGCUCUCAAGAAAGUAACAGAAGAGGUUCGGGCAGCUUUCAAGAGCGAGGACGAGAUCAACUUCACAACCGUCAAUGACCUCAACUACAUGCUCGGGUGCUUGAACGAAGCAUUGCGAAUGUAUCCUCCGGUCCCGUCUGGUCUCCCGCGGGUUGUGCCCCAGGGAGGGGCACAUAUUUGUGGAUAUUACGUACCCCAAGGUGUCACCGUCGGUAUUUAUCAAUGGGCUCUCUACCACAACUCGAAAUUCUUCAAGGACCCUUUCGAGUUUCAUCCUGAAAGGUUCUUGGGCGAUGCCAAGUACGAUAGUGAUGAAAAGAAUGCAUUCCAGCCCUUUCACGUUGGGCCGAGGAACUGCAUCGGAAGAAACCUUGCAUAUGUCGAGAUGAGAACAAUUAUGGCCCGGAUCUUGUUCAACUUUGACCUGGAGAUUGCAGAGGACAGCAAGGGCUGGAUCGAUCAGAAAAUCUUCAAUCUGUGGGCGAAGGGCGCACUCAAUGUUUACUUAAAGCCUGUGGUUCGCGAUUAAGGUUUGAUACCCCUUAGGAUGACGUUUGCCAAGAGACAGACGGGAUAGACUUGGGGACUAGGCGGGCUUGCGUUAUUUGAUUUGGGACGGGGUAGACUUGUGAAAUUGGCGGCGGGCUUGCAUUAUUUGAUUAGGGACGGGACAGACUUGUAGAAUUGGCGGGCUUGCUUGGUUUGAUUUGGGAAGAUGAGUUGAGUCGAUACCAACACAGAUAGAUGCAACAAAUAAUACCCAUCCAUAUUCAGUCUUGUGGCCAAGACUGAUUGGGCACACCCACGUCCUGUAAACAAAGUUAUAGCCAUCAACAAUGCCUGCAGGCCAAACAAAG